This is a messenger RNA of Macrobrachium nipponense, 627 nucleotides long. Its product is annotated as serine/threonine-protein phosphatase 2A catalytic subunit alpha isoform-like. The record is from RefSeq and is a predicted model, not a curated record. Bases 1 to 612 code for a protein of 203 amino acids. NCBI's taxonomy places the organism in Eukaryota, Metazoa, Arthropoda, Malacostraca, Decapoda, Palaemonidae. The transcript has 3 exons. Gene Ontology annotation, molecular function: protein serine/threonine phosphatase activity. Gene Ontology annotation, biological process: mitotic cell cycle. Gene Ontology annotation, cellular component: cytosol.
AUGACGUGUGCUGUCUAUGACCCCACCUCCAAAUGUCAAUCAGCUAUAUAUAUAAACCUGCCAGGUUCUUAUAGGGAAAGGAUAACUAUUCUUCGACGGAACCACGAAUCGCGACAGAUUACACAAGUUUAUGGCUUUUAUGAUGAAUGUCUAAGAAAAUAUGGAAAUGCCAAUGUUUGGAAGUACUUCACUGAUUUAUUUGAUUAUCUUCCUUUAACGGCUUUAGUGGAUACUCAAAUAUUCUGCCUACAUGGUGGACUAUCGCCCUCCAUAGAUACACUUGAUCACAUUAGAGCAUUAGAUCGUCUACAAGAGGUACCACACGAGGGACCUAUGUGUGACUUACUAUGGUCAGAUCCAGAUGACCGCGGUGGUUGGGGCAUCUCCCCAAGAGGAGCUGGUUAUACGUUUGGUCAAGACAUUUCGGAGACUUUCAACCAUUCGAAUGGCCUAACCCUAGUCUCUCGUGCCCAUCAACUUGUUAUGGAGGGCUACAAUUGGUGCCACGAUAGAAAUGUUGUCACAAUUUUCUCUGCACCCAACUACUGCUAUCGUUGUGGUAACCAGGCGGCUAUCAUGGAGUUGGAUGAUUCUUUAAAGUAUUCUUUGUAAGUAUAACUUUUGUUU